GGUGCAGGGACCAUGGAUGAGGUGCCUUCCUGUACCCUCACCUUCCCCACCUAUGUGUGUGCCUGUCACAUGUCCUGUCCUCCCAAGACCAACCACACUGUCCGGGUGUCAGUCAGCCGGUCUUAGAGGUUUCUCCCUGCCCCAGGCCUAGAACCACAAGCUUUUAGACAGAGAUGCUGUUUUUAUUGUUCACUUCUAAUGGGAGGCAUUGCAGACUGAACAACGGCCCAGAGUGGGCUGGUAAGAGCCAGGUUGGGGGUAGUGGGGGCUUUUACUACCUUAAUGGCUUACUUGUGGGUCCUGUCCCAUCUGCUCCUCCAGCUUGUCUCUGGGGUAAGUUAUUAGUCCUUUCUCCUUAUUUACCUAAUUUAUCAAGAGCUGAAUCGAAGCUGGACCGGACGCUGCCAGGUGCCCUGAGCUUUCCUCUUGCGUUCUUUGCAGGUCUGAUUUCCCGGGCUGCUGCGGCCUCAUUGUCUGUCCUGUGUCUGUGACUCUCGGGUGAGAAUUCUGGCCACGUCCCUGGCUGGCGGGAACCUGGGAGCUCAGACCAGAACAGGGAGGCUGGGGAGGAGCAGAGGGGCAGCACUUAGGAGGCCUCCCGAAGGAUGCGAGGUCAGAUGCGACUGCUAUUCUCAGCAACUGGAGGAAGCCCCGUCGCUUUCCUUGAGGGAGGAGGUGGCCACCUUCGUUCAAAAUGGUCCCAAAGUUCCUCAGCUAUUUGCGACUGAGCAGGAUCCCUUCGAAGAACGGCCUUUGUUUUUUAUGGUGUUUAUUCUAAAGCUUCCCUGGGCAACACCUGGGUUUUAAAGGAAGUGAGGUCCCGAGGGAUGGGCUCACCUCUAGGUCCCUCAGCCAGCCGAGCCUCAGAUGACGAGGAGACAGGGUUACAUGUGCUCCGCUGACUUUCCCAGCACUUAGGUCUGUAGGUGGGGCUCCUGGGACGGAGCACAGCCUGUCCGGAGCCAUCGUAGGGCAGAGGCGGGCAGGCCUGGGGCCUGCCGGGAGGCAGCGGCUCACGGGUGGCUUGCCUUGCAGCUGGCGCCAUGAGCAGCGACACUGAAAUGGAAGUGUUCGGCAUGGCCGCUCCCUUCCUCCGCAAGUCGGAAAAGGAGAGGAUCGAGGCGCAGAACCAGCCCUUUGACGCCAAAACCUACUGCUUUGUGGUCGACUCGAAGGAAGAGUACGCCAAGGGGAAAAUUAAGAGUACCCAGGAUGGGAAGGUCACGGUGGAAACCGAAGACAACCGGACCCUGGUGGUCAAGCCGGAGGACGUGUACGCCAUGAACCCGCCCAAGUUCGACCGGAUCGAGGACAUGGCCAUGCUGACGCACCUGAACGAGCCGGCCGUGCUGUACAACCUCAAGGACCGCUACACCUCCUGGAUGAUCUACACCUACUCGGGCCUCUUCUGCGUCACCGUCAACCCCUACAAGUGGCUGCCGGUGUAUAACCCCGAGGUGGUGGAUGGCUACCGAGGCAAAAAGCGCCAGGAGGCCCCGCCCCACAUCUUCUCCAUCUCUGACAACGCCUAUCAGUUCAUGCUGACUGAUCGUGAAAACCAGUCCAUCCUGAUCACCGGAGAAUCCGGGGCAGGGAAGACUGUGAACACCAAGAGGGUCAUCCAGUACUUUGCAACAAUUGCAGCGACGGGGGACCUGGCCAAGAAGAAGGACUCCAAAAUGAAGGGGACUCUGGAAGACCAAAUCAUCAGCGCCAACCCGCUGCUGGAGGCUUUCGGGAACGCCAAGACCGUGAGGAACGACAACUCCUCCCGCUUUGGCAAGUUCAUCCGAAUCCAUUUCGGCACCACGGGGAAGCUGGCCUCUGCAGAUAUUGAAACUUAUCUGCUGGAGAAAUCAAGAGUGACUUUCCAGCUGAAGGCUGAGAGAAGCUACCACAUCUUCUACCAGAUUCUUUCCAACAAGAAGCCAGAGCUCAUAGAGCUGCUGCUGAUUACGACCAACCCUUACGACUACCCGUUCAUCAGCCAGGGCGAGAUCCUGGUGGCCAGCAUUGACGAUGCGGAGGAGCUGCUGGCCACGGAUAGUGCCAUCGACAUCCUGGGCUUCACUGCAGAGGAGAAGUCCGGGAUCUACAAGCUCACGGGCGCCGUGAUGCACUACGGGAACAUGAAGUUCAAGCAGAAGCAGCGGGAGGAGCAGGCAGAGCCCGACGGCACCGAAGUGGCUGACAAGACAGCCUACCUGAUGGGCCUGAACUCCUCAGACCUCCUGAAAGCCCUGUGCUUCCCCCGGGUGAAAGUCGGGAAUGAGUACGUGACCAAAGGCCAAACGGUGGACCAGGUCCACCACGCUGUGAACGCCCUUUCCAAGUCAGUUUACGAAAAGCUGUUUCUGUGGAUGGUCACUCGCAUCAACCAGCAGCUGGACACGAAGCUGCCGAGACAGCACUUCAUUGGGGUUUUGGACAUCGCUGGCUUCGAGAUCUUCGAGUACAACAGCCUGGAGCAGCUGUGCAUCAACUUCACCAACGAGAAACUGCAACAGUUUUUCAACCACCACAUGUUCGUGCUGGAGCAGGAGGAGUACAAGAAGGAAGGCAUCGAGUGGACGUUCAUCGACUUCGGGAUGGACCUGGCUGCCUGCAUCGAGCUCAUCGAGAAGCCCAUGGGCAUCUUCUCCAUCCUGGAGGAGGAGUGCAUGUUCCCCAAGGCCACAGACACCUCCUUCAAGAACAAGCUGCAUGACCAGCACCUGGGCAAGUCCAGCAACUUCCAGAAGCCCAAGGUCGUCAAAGGCAAGGCCGAGGCCCACUUCUCGCUGGUGCACUACGCGGGCACCGUGGACUACAGCGUCUCGGGCUGGCUGGAGAAGAACAAGGACCCCCUGAACGAGACCGUGGUCGGGCUGUACCAGAAGUCCUCCAACAGGCUCCUGGCUCACCUCUAUGCCACCUUUGCUACCACGGACGUUGACAGCGGAAAGAAGAAAGUUGCCAAGAAGAAGGGCUCUUCCUUCCAAACUGUCUCUGCCCUUUUCAGGGAAAACCUGAACAAGCUAAUGUCCAAUUUAAGAACUACGCACCCUCACUUUGUGCGCUGUAUAAUUCCCAACGAAACCAAAACCCCAGGGGCCAUGGAGCACAGCCUGGUCCUGCACCAGCUGCGCUGUAACGGGGUUCUGGAGGGCAUCCGCAUCUGCCGGAAGGGCUUCCCCAACCGCAUUCUCUACGGGGAUUUUAAACAAAGAUACCGCGUGCUGAAUGCCAGUGCGAUCCCAGAGGGACAGUUCAUCGACAGCAAGAAAGCUUGUGAGAAGCUGCUGGCCUCCAUCGACAUUGACCACACUCAGUACAAAUUCGGACACACCAAGGUGUUCUUCAAAGCCGGCUUGCUGGGAACCCUGGAAGAAAUGCGCGAUGACCGCCUGGCCAAACUGAUCACUCGGACACAGGCUGUGUGCAGAGGGUUUCUCAUGCGCGUGGAAUUCCAGAAGAUGGUGCAGAGAAGGGAGUCCAUCUUCUGCAUCCAGUACAACGUCCGCGCCUUCAUGAACGUCAAGCACUGGCCCUGGAUGAAGCUCUUCUUCAAGAUCAAGCCCCUCCUCAAGAGUGCAGAGACCGAGAAGGAGAUGGCCACCAUGAAGGAGGAGUUCCAGAAGACCAAGGAGGAGCUGGCCAGGUCGGAGGCGAAGAGGAAGGAGCUGGAGGAGAAGCUGGUGACUCUCGUCCAAGAGAAGAAUGACCUGCUGCUCCAAGUACAGGCUGAAAGUGAAAACUUGCUGGAUGCCGAGGAAAGGUGUGAUCAACUGAUCAAAGCCAAAUUCCAGCUGGAGGCUAAAAUCAAGGAGGUGACCGAGAGAGCCGAGGAUGAGGAAGAGAUCAAUGCUGAGCUGACGGCCAAGAAGAGGAAACUGGAGGACGAAUGUUCAGAACUGAAGAAAGACAUCGAUGACCUUGAGCUGACACUGGCCAAGGUUGAAAAGGAGAAGCAUGCCACAGAGAACAAGGUUAAAAACCUGACUGAGGAGCUGGCUGGGUUGGAUGAAACCAUCGCAAAGUUAACCAGGGAGAAGAAGGCCCUCCAGGAGGCCCACCAGCAGGCCCUGGAUGACCUCCAAGCUGAAGAGGACAAAGUCAAUUCUCUGAGUAAAACCAAGGGCAAACUGGAACAGCAAGUCGAUGAUCUGGAAAACUCCCUAGAGCAAGAAAAGAAGCUCCGGGUAGACCUGGAACGGAACAAAAGGAAGCUGGAGGGAGACUUGAAGCUUGCCCACGAGUCCAUAUCGGAUCUGGAGAAUGACAAGCAACAGCUGGAUGAAAGGCUCAAGAAGAAGGAUUUUGAAUAUAGUCAACUGCAGAGCAAAGUGGAAGAUGAGCAGACCCUGGGCCUCCAGUUUCAGAAGAAAAUCAAAGAGCUCCAGGCUCGCAUCGAGGAGCUGGAAGAAGAGAUUGAGGCAGAGAGGGCGACUCGUGCAAAGGCAGAGAAGCAGCGCUGCGACUACGCCCGGGAACUGGAGGAGCUGAGUGAGCGGCUGGAGGAGGCGGGAGGCGUCACCUCCACCCAGAUCGAGCUGAACAAGAAGCGGGAGGCCGAGUUCCUGAAGCUGCGCAGGGACCUGGAGGAGGCCACCCUGCAGCACGAAGCCACGGCGGCCGCUCUGAGGAAGAAGCACGCGGACAGUGUGGCCGAGCUCGCCGAGCAGAUAGACAACCUACAGAGGGUCAAGCAGAAGCUGGAGAAGGAGAAGAGCGAGUUCAAAUUGGAGAUCGACGACCUCGCCAGCAACGUGGAGAGUGUGUCGAAAUCCAAGGCAAAUCUGGAAAAAAUAUGCCGAACGCUGGAGGAUCAGCUAAGUGAGGCCAGGGGUAAGAACGAGGAGGCUCAGAGGAGCAUGAGUGAGCUGACGGCACAGAAGUCUCGUCUUCAGACAGAGGCUGGGGAGCUGAGUCGCCAACUGGAAGAAAAGGAAAGUAUAGUAUCCCAGCUCUCUAGGAGCAAGCAAGCUUUCACCCAGCAAACAGAGGAGCUCAAGAGGCAGCUGGAGGAAGAGAACAAGGCCAAGAACGCCCUGGCCCACGCCCUGCAGUCCUCCCGCCACGACUGCGACCUGCUGCGGGAACAGUAUGAGGAGGAGCAGGAAGCCAAGGCCGAGCUGCAGAGGGCGCUGUCCAAGGCCAACAGCGAGGUUGCCCAGUGGAGGACCAAGUACGAGACGGACGCCAUCCAGCGCACGGAGGAGCUGGAGGAGGCCAAGAAAAAGCUCGCUCAGCGCCUUCAAGAUUCCGAGGAACAGGUUGAGGCAGUGAAUGCGAAGUGUGCUUCCUUGGAGAAGACCAAGCAGAGGCUGCAAGGGGAGGUCGAGGAUCUGAUGGUGGACGUGGAAAGAGCCAACUCCAUGGCCGCAGCUCUGGACAAGAAGCAGAGGAACUUUGACAAGGUGCUGGCUGAAUGGAAAACGAAGUCCCAGGAGAGCCAGGCGGAGCUGGAGGCGGCCCUGAAGGAAUCCCGCACCCUGAGCACCGAACUCUUCAAACUGAAAAACGCCUACGAAGAAGCCUUAGAUCAGCUUGAAACUGUGAAACGAGAAAACAAGAACUUGGAGCAGGAGAUAGCGGACCUCACAGAACAAAUUGCUGAGAAUGGCAAAACCAUCCAUGAACUGGAGAAAUCGAGAAAGCAGAUCGAGCUGGAGAAGGCAGACAUCCAGCUGGCUCUGGAGGAAGCGGAGGCUGCCCUUGAGCACGAAGAGGCCAAGAUCCUCCGAGUCCAGCUGGAAUUGACCCAGGUGAAAUCGGAAAUUGACAGAAAGAUCGCCGAGAAAGAUGAAGAGAUUGAGCAGCUGAAGAGAAACUCCCAGAGAGCGGUGGAGACGAUGCAGAGCGCGCUGGACGCCGAAGUGCGCAGCAGGAACGAGGCCAUUCGGAUCAAGAAGAAGAUGGAGGGGGACCUGAACGAAAUUGAGAUCCAGCUGAGCCACGCCAACCGCCAGGCUGCCGAGACCCUCAAGCACCUCCGGGGUGUCCAGGGACAGCUGAAGGACACCCAGCUGCACCUGGAUGACGCCCUCCGGGGCCAGGAGGACCUGAAGGAGCAGCUGGCGAUCGUGGAGCGCAGAGCCAACCUGCUGCAGGCCGAGGUGGAGGAGCUGCGGGCGUCGCUGGAGCAGACGGAGAGGGCGCGGAAGCUGGCCGAACAAGAGCUCCUGGACUCCAACGAGAGGGUGCAGCUGCUGCAUGCCCAGAACACCAGCCUUAUCCACACCAAAAAGAAGCUGGAGACAGACCUCAUGCAGCUCCAGAGCGAGGUUGAAGAUGCCAGCAGGGACGCAAGGAAUGCGGAAGAGAAAGCAAAGAAGGCCAUCACAGAUGCGGCCAUGAUGGCCGAGGAGCUGAAGAAGGAGCAGGACACCAGCGCCCACCUGGAGCGGAUGAAGAAGAACCUGGAGCAGACGGUGAAGGACCUGCAGCACCGUCUGGAUGAGGCUGAGCAGCUGGCCCUGAAGGGCGGGAAGAAGCAGAUCCAGAAGCUGGAGACGCGGAUCCGAGAGCUGGAGCUGGAGCUUGAAGGGGAGCAGAAGAAGAACACCGAGUCCGUGAAGGGCCUGCGGAAAUAUGAGCGGCGGGUCAAGGAGCUAACUUACCAGAGUGAAGAGGACAGGAAGAAUGUGCUGCGACUGCAGGAUCUGGUGGACAAGCUGCAAGUGAAAGUCAAGACCUACAAGAGGCAGGCGGAGGAGGCUGAUGAACAAGCCAACGCGCAUCUCACCAAAUUCCGAAAAGCUCAGCAUGAGCUCGAGGAGGCUGAAGAGCGGGCCGAUAUUGCAGAGUCUCAAGUCAAUAAGCUUCGCGCUAAGACCCGAGACUUCACCCCCGGCAGGAUGGUGGUCCAUGAGAGUGAGGAGUGAGCGACCCGCUUCUGGAACAGGGCAGAAGAUAUGCAAAAUGUAUAUUUUCAUGGUACCUGGCCUUUUUACUUAAUUUCCAUGGGACUGCUUUUCACCUGCAAUAAACUUUGCUUUG
This is a messenger RNA of Myotis daubentonii (Daubenton's bat), 6981 nucleotides long. Its product is annotated as myosin-3. The record is from RefSeq and is a predicted model, not a curated record. Gene Ontology annotation, molecular function: actin filament binding; microfilament motor activity; ATP binding. Gene Ontology annotation, biological process: muscle contraction. NCBI's taxonomy places the organism in Eukaryota, Metazoa, Chordata, Mammalia, Chiroptera, Vespertilionidae. Gene Ontology annotation, cellular component: cytoplasm; myosin filament; myosin II complex.